GAUGCCUAACUCUCUCUCCUUUCUUUUUGUAAAAUCGGAAAAGUCGGGAAAAUAGUGUCAUGCGGCUUUUAGAUUUAGGGGUUUUGGUUUUGAUUUUGAAAGUCGGGGAAGAAAGUCUUUGAUUUUCGAUUUUGAUGGAAAAAGGAAGAGCCAUCGCUUCGAUUACGAAUUCUUUGAACAAGUUGGAUUUGAUUUCCAAAUCCAAUCCCAGCCCCCAAAUCCCUCAAAUCCAAUCCUCCAGAACACAGCUUGAAAGGGCCAAGACUCCUCCGAGUUUACAAAGUUUGUGUAUCGGAAUCGUCGGCAGGCAUUUGGAGGAUAUCAUUCCCGACUUGGCCGAGAUUGCAUUUAACUUUCCGCCGGAUAUAAAGGUGGCACUGGUGGCAAUUGCCAGAAGAAGAAAGUUACUCGACGACGAUGUUAUUGUCUCUUUGGCUGAUCAUACAUGGAAAAGUCUUGACCUUUCGGCAUCAGAUGUUUCGGAUUUCGGGUUAGCAAAAGUGGCCGAGAUAUGUGGGUCACUUCAAGCUGUUGAUAUUAGCCGGUGUGACAAAAUCACUGCUGCUGGAGUUUCUGAACUUGUGCAGCGUUGCCAAUCAUUGGAGACUUUGAGAUGCGGAGGGAGCCCUAGGAGUGACCACACUGCACGCAGGUGCUUGGAUGUAUUUAAACCGAAGUUGAAUGAUGUAGAGGGAGAUUCCUGGGAAGAACUGAAUACUGCAGAAAUUGUGAAUGGUGCAGAGUCAUUGCGUUGGCUUGUAUGGCCAAAGAUUGAUAAUGAUUCUCUUGAGGGAUUUGCCACCGAAUGCCUGCGCAUUACAGUAAAUCCAAAGCCAUCACCCUUCGGAUUCAGUGGAACCCAAGUUCCCAAGGAGGCAUUCCCAGACAUCCAAUUGGAUGAUUCUGUUGUCAAGGAUAUUGAUCCCAAAACAUGGGCGGUGCGUGGUUUUACACCAAAGGCAAUACCUUCAUCUCUUUCCAGCCCCGAGGAGUUGUCUGUGGCUGAAAAGUUUAGACGUGCAUUUGAGGAAAGGGAUACUCGGUUAGCCCCCAAGAGAGCCAAAAAUGCAAGGCAGCAUCGGCGACGUGCGGAGAGAGACUGGGUGAUGACGGAUACUAGAGCAAAGGCGGUCGCUCUAGCCUCACGAGCGAGCAGAUCUCUACACAGUUGGAACUAGCACGUAUUGUUUGUUUGCAUUACCUUCAAAUGUACCAGGUUUUCGUCAACUUUGCUGCUAAAUGAAUGUGUUGUACUGUUCGUGUCUUAUGCACAUGCAACUAUUAUUUUGUUAGUUUAGGGUGGAUUAUUUUGG
This is a messenger RNA of Malus domestica (apple), 1313 nucleotides long. RefSeq lists its product as uncharacterized. Lineage: Eukaryota; Viridiplantae; Streptophyta; Magnoliopsida; Rosales; Rosaceae. The record is from RefSeq and is a predicted model, not a curated record.